This is a messenger RNA of Larimichthys crocea (large yellow croaker), 1795 nucleotides long. RefSeq names its product E3 ubiquitin-protein ligase TRIM47. Bases 252 to 1064 code for a protein of 270 amino acids. The record is from RefSeq and is a predicted model, not a curated record. Lineage: Eukaryota; Metazoa; Chordata; Actinopteri; Sciaenidae. Gene Ontology annotation, molecular function: zinc ion binding. The transcript has 5 exons.
UGAUAGGUGUGCCUAAAGAACAAACUGAUAGGAGAGUAACACAACACUGUUAGAGCCUCAGGAAAGACAAGCUGGCAGUUGCGCAAGAAAGCUGCUCCUGUGCUGCUUUAUGAGAUGACUGUAAUAAAGAAGAAGCAGUAAAAGCCACGACCUGCCGCACAUCUUUCCAACAACUCCGGAAAGCAGUAGACAUACUGUGUUCAACCAUAAAUGGAAUAGGCCGAUAUCACGCUCCAACAGACCACGGCUGUAUGCACACACAUGCAGAGACAGACCUAAUGUCAGAGCCUCCCAAGUGCUGCAUCUGUCUGGAUGAGUUCACCAGUCCUGCUUCCCUCCCCUGCGGACACUGCUUCUGCCUGGCCUGCAUAGGCGAAUACUGGAGGAUCAACGGGGCCUGUCAGUGCCCCCUCUGCAAGGCCUUCUUCCCCACCAGGCCACAAAUGACAACAGAGCAAACACUGCAUGCUGGUGCCCCGACUGAGGAAGUAACUGCGCCUUUAAAAGCUGGAGAGGUUCCCUGUGAUUUCUGCCCAGCAAAACACAGAGCAGUCAAGUCAUGCCUGGAGUGCAUGGCCUCGUACUGUGCGACUCAUCUCGAGCCACAUUACCGGAAUGAAGAUCUUGGACGCCAUCUGUUGAUCAGUGUGGUGAAGAACAUUGAGGACUCUGUGUGCAAACUGCAUGGGAAACAGUUGAACAGGUUCUGUAGGAGUGAUCAGACGUUUGUUUGUGCCAUGUGUGCCAGGACAGACCACAGGGGCCACCACAUCAUUUCUAUCAACAAGGAAGCUGCAAAGAAGAAGGUUAAACUAAAACGGAGAAGGAUCAAACUUCAGCAAGCCAUUCAAGAGAGACUGAGUAAUGUUGAGAAAGUCAAGCUCUCGGUAGACCUCAGCGGGGACAAUCCAACGGAGGCAUGGGGACAAAAUAAAGAGCUCAUCAGUCAACUGGAAGAAGAAAUCUCAGAGCUGCAGAGGAGACACAAUGAACUGGAGCAACUGUCGCAGACUGAAGACAACCUCCACUUCCUACAGAGAUUUCUACACACUCCUUCAUUCUGAAGAUCUGAUGAACUGAUGUUGAACUUGAAGAACACUGGAACAACUGGAACAAUGUUUUUUUGUUUGUUUUUUAUAAAAUAAUUUAACAAUCGACAACAGAACACUUAGUUUGACUGUGUUUGCUUCAAUGGAAUGAAUCGUCCUUUUGGUACAUAGAUGUGGGUCAUGUCUGUUAAACACAAGGAAACUGUAAGAAAAUCAACCUACCAGCACUUCUAAAACUCGAUAAUUAACAUGCUGUGUGUAAAAAUGACAAUUCACAGGUACUGGUGGGCAAAAAAAUUUUUUUGCUUUAAAGAAAAUCAAGAUUUCCAGUCUUUGUGCUAAGCUAAGAUACCUUUGGUGGUUUUAUGUGAUAGUGGUGCUGAUCUUCCCUCGGCCAGAAACAAGCAUAUUUCCCAAAAUGUCAACGUUUUAGUUUAACAGAUUCAUGUGAAUGUAUUCCAUGUUGAUGAUUGUAACUAUUAUUGUAACUAUAUCUGAAAAUGAAAUAUUAACAAUGAGAUUUAAAGAAACUGAAAACUCUAGGAUUACAAUAAUUGCUUAAUUCCUGUAAAUUUUAUAAAGUAAACUUGGGCCAGGGUACUGCCAACAGCUCACUGAGAAUAUAUCGAAUGAAUGUAACUUAUGCCUGGAUGUAUGACGUCACUGGAAAUAAUGUGAACUUGUACGUAGUACAGUAUUUCAGUGUAAAUGUUCUCUGGGACGAAUGAAUAAAAUGUACAUGAACA